AUGCCUUCACCGCUGCCCAACCCGUCUCUUCCGCUGCCGGUCACCUCGUCGCCUCCAGCGACCACCACGACCAUCGCCCAGCUCCUGCCCACGCCCCCCGCCGUCCUCACCCCAGAGGAGGUGUCCGGGGCGCUGCGGGCCCUAAUCCAGGCGGUCCAGGACAUCCACCUGUUCUUGGCCGCGUCCUACGGGCCGCACCCGGUUGCGCCGCCCGUCGCCACCACCGCGCCGCCGUGGCUGCCGCCGCACCAGGCGGCCUACGCCGCGCUCGCCGGCCGCUACCGCAGCCGCUGCAGCUACCAUCCACCGCCACCACCACCCCGCCCUGGCUGUAGUGGCAGUCGCCGCUCCUGGCGGCCUCCGCCGCAGCAGCCGCUGUUGCUGCCCCAGGGCGUCCCCGCCACGCUCGCCGGGCCGUUGCAGCUGCCAUCCACCGCCACCACCGCCCCACCCUGGCUCCAGUGGCAGCUGCCGCUCCUGGCAGCCUCCGCCGCACCCGGCUCUCCGCUGCAGCAGCCACCGCCGGUCAGCUCCGGCCCCGCAUCGACCGCGCCGGUGGGAGUCUCGAUCCACCAGAUCAAGUUCCCGUCGUCGCCAUCACCGCUUCCCCAGGGCGUCCCCAUCCAGCAGAUCACGUUCCCGCUGUCGCCGUCACUGCUUCCGGCUUGGAUCACAACCCGCCACGUGUCGGCGGCGGUGAGGCUGCAGGCUGCUGUGCGCGGCCUCCUAGUGCGUCAGCGUGUGCGGGAGAUGUGUGGUCUGUAG
Aegilops tauschii subsp. strangulata is the source of this 765-nucleotide messenger RNA. The record is from RefSeq and is a predicted model, not a curated record. Lineage: Eukaryota; Viridiplantae; Streptophyta; Magnoliopsida; Poales; Poaceae.